This is a messenger RNA of Blepharisma stoltei, 546 nucleotides long. The record is from the annotation of a GenBank genome assembly. Lineage: Eukaryota; Ciliophora; Heterotrichea; Heterotrichida; Blepharismidae.
AUGGGAGGAUGGGACUUUGGAGUUUUUCAAUGUGAACAAAACCCUGUAAUGUGUUUAUGAGCAUGGUGUGUCCCCGGUGGAAUAUGCUGCAUGCAAGUUGUUGAUGCCAAAAUUUCUGAUUCAGAGAACAAAAAUGCUGCCUUCGUUGCAUGCUUAUAGUUUGGGCACGCUUAUGGAGUAAAGUUAAUUCUAUUUGCUGCCAGCCUGGGCUAGCUUUUAAGUUAAGACCUGGACAUAAGCUUUAAGAUGAUAGCCGAAAUCCGGUUUCUCAGAAUAAAUAGCCUAGAAGCAUGCCAAAGCUGCUCAUAAUCUAUAUGCAGCUGCUUCUUGGGCUGUAUAGGAGCUACUUUUAACCGCUAUAAACUAAGAGAAAUGCUUACUAUUAAUGACUCUGUUAUUAUGGAUUUACUUUGGUAUUGGUGAGUCCCAUGUUUCGCUGUCACUCAAGAAUGGAUGACCACAAUGAAUCGCCAAAAAAACAAUCACAAACUUCUUAUUUGGCAGCUGAUUGGAGCUCAAGAAGGAGGCAAUGGGGUAAGAGCUUAG